This is a messenger RNA of Daphnia pulex (common water flea), 1912 nucleotides long. RefSeq lists its product as uncharacterized. The record is from RefSeq and is a predicted model, not a curated record. The coding region runs from base 138 to 1703 and encodes 521 amino acids. The transcript is spliced from 8 exons. Lineage: Eukaryota; Metazoa; Arthropoda; Branchiopoda; Diplostraca; Daphniidae.
GUGCAACAUAUAUCAGACUUUCAGUUCGGUAUCAGCCUUUGGAGUAUCGAGAACUUUUUGUGGCGCAUUUAAAUUCUGAAUUUGACUAAUUUCUAGUGUUCUGUGAUUAUAUUUUGGGAAGUUUAUGGGUCAUAAUAAUGGCAACAAAUAGAACUGAAGAAGAUACUUUCGUAGAAUUAAUAAAAACAUUUUUAAAGGAGUUCACUGAGGGGAAGUUCAGUUACAAUUCAAACAAAGAUGAGUGUGAAGCCACAUUGAAUAUGCCCACACAUUUGUUCGCUGGUCUGAGAACAUCCCAACAAGAGAGGAAUGAUGGUCUAAGUUUGAAGAGCUUAAAAUACUUGAUGGAAAAUAAUCAAGUAAGCCGGCAGUUUACCUGGAACAUGUUACCCACCCUGCUCACUAAACAUAAGGAUAGUCUAUGUUUUUAUCUGUUGUUCCAAAAACUGAAGGAUCUUCUUCUUCAGUCACAAACAGUGAAUGAGUUGUUUCUAGUGAACACUGUAUUAUUAUUGCUUCAGGAGAAAAAGUAUGGCCCAGCUCUUGCUGAAUCACAAAAAUUCACAGUCAAUGAACCCCGAGCUAGUGGUUACGAGUCUCAAGCUGCAGCUGCGUCUGCCUUACUUGCCGGCUAUAAAACAACUCUUGAUUUCCCAAGUUUUGAAGAAAACAUACAAGUACUUAAGGAGAUGAAGAUAACAUUGGCAUUGAUGUUUGCUAAACAUCCCUGGAUGAUUCCUACUUUUCUGGAAGCUUAUACCUCCAUUCUUAUUAAGUUGAAUGCUCACGAUGAAAUUGAAUUGUUCUUACGGGGAUACGUUGCAAAUGAUGGCGGAAUUGCAAGCGCUAUUCUUGCUCUGGAAAUAAUGAAAGUGUAUAUUCCCAACGGCACUAAAGGAUUAAACAUUCACUUUCUUGAGAAGAUAGCGGAGAUCGACCAAGCAAAUCCUAAGGUCUUGGAUUUGUGUAAACUUUAUUUGCAGUCCGAAUUCGAAAGAGACAUCAGUCAGGACCGUCUUAAGAAGUGCCUCAAGCUCAUGUUUGAUUUUCUAGAUGCGUAUGCCUAUCGCACACCGUCUGACGUUGUCAAAGAAGGAUGGAAUGUAAUGGCAAAUCUGAUGAACAAGAUUUGUUUGCAAGGAACCGAUGUUUGUCUGGAAGCUGUCAUUAAAGCUUGGCAUCAUGACAGAAAGGGGUGGUGGCCAUUUUUCCGUUUUUCCAAAUUUCCGUCUCCUCUUCCAUCUGGUUACGGAGAAUUUCUUUGUGAUAUGGCUACUGUAUGUCUGAUUUUGGAGUCUCAAGACCACCCUUUCGUAGUUAGCGUUAUAAAUCUUCCGGAAUGCUCCUCAUUUCAAUCGGUCGUCAGCAUGCAUCGUUUGUCAGUGUUUCCCGACGUGAAGAUGAAUUUUGAUUCGAAGAUUAAUGCCCUGAUAACGUCAAUUCCAUUACCAAUCUUGCCGCCUUUUGCGUUGUUCUCCGAACCAACUCGAAUGGAAGUGAGUGGUGAUCAAACAAUUUCUGGGAGAGCCAGCACAGAUGAUACGAAGCAGUUAGCUCUGCAGUUUAGUAAUCUGCUUUUAAAAUCAAAAGCCAUCAAAAAGAAAACGGAAAACAAGAGAAGUUUAGGUGCUAAGAUAAUUUUCCGGUGUAGUUCCGGUACAAAAUUAAAAGGAUUGUCCAUUGAGACAGUAGAUGGCGAAUGAUGUUAUAAAUUGACUUCUCAACUCAAUCAUGAGUCAAUGUCGAAAGUUACGUUUGCCUGUGUUUAUUUUAAUUUUCUUUGUCUUUACGGAUCAAGUUUCAACUCCAAAUGUCAUGUAGGUACUAGGGAGGUAAAUAAUCGUAGUAAGACGCAGACAUUUGAAUCUCCAUUUGAUCCCGGUCCAGCAUACUAAUAAAUUUUAAUCAUAAU